Molecule: messenger RNA, 1040 nt
Organism: Notodromas monacha
Lineage: Eukaryota; Metazoa; Arthropoda; Ostracoda; Podocopida; Cyprididae
Source: the annotation of a GenBank genome assembly
UCAAACAUCUGCUACCAAGUGCCAUGGGAGAGUCAUCCAAGUGGUACAAGGAUGCCAAGCCCUUCCUCAACACACCUGCUGUCAUUUUCCAAUUGUUUAUUGGGCUGGACAAAAAGGGGAAAGAGCUGGAUGAUUUGCCUUGGCAUCUGGUCAGAGCUUUUUCCAGCAACAGGGAUGUUGGGAAGGUAUAUAAGGAGUAUUUGUCUCUUUCUCUGGAAGAAGCAUUGGACACAGAUAUCCAGCUUUAUGGCUAUACAUCUCCAUCAAUAAAAGACCCAACCUAUGAGGAGAGACAUCCAGGAAAGGCAACUUUGGAAGCUUUUGCCCUUGCCAACAAUGAUUGGUUCAAGUCAUGGCAGCACUUGCCUGUGAAGAAGAGAGGAGAUGAUUAUGAUGGAUUGAAGAAAGCAUUUGGUCAGAAGAUCCUGGAAAAGAUUCUGGAUAUUUAUCCUCAUCUCAAGGACCAUGUGGACUGUCUAGUUUAUGGCACCAGUGCUGCUGCAAACUUCUACUUGAACAGAAAUGCAGGUGGUGGUGCCAAAUUGGAGAAUACCAGAGCCAGGAUGUGCCUGGAAGCAUCUGCCAAAAUGAGAGCAGAUUCAGGAAUUCCAGGCCUGUAUUUGACAGGAGAAGACAUCCUAGUCAAUUCAGUGGUUUUCAGCUCCAUCUCUGGGGCACUUACUGCAUCUGAAAUCCUUGGGAGGAAUGUAGUGAUUGAAGCAUUUGCUUUAAAAUCCUUGAAAAUUUUGAAGCGCCAUUUCUUUGGAUCUGGAAAAUAAGAGCCACAUAAAUCACUGUAUUCCUUUUUUCUGCUGGAAAAAUACACAUGGUCUUGGAAUAAAAUGCAUUUUUUUCUACCAAAAGCUCCAAAAAAAGGCCAGCAGAUAUGAAUUAUUCAUUCAUUGAAUCAGAUAUUUUGCGACAUGCACUCACAUAGCACACAUACAUUUUCCAAUAGAUGGCGUCAAUUCAACUGUACAGUAGUGUACCAAAAGACAUGUACUGUACUAAUAAAUGCCACCUGCAUUUAAUAAGGUUCA